GUUGUAGAGAUGCAGAAAUGGAGUGCAUGGUGACCAGAAAAGAACAAUUACCCUCUCCUUCCCCCGAACUCUGCCACCAGCAUCCCCAAAAUCAACCAUUUCUGGUUCUUCCAAACCGGUUUGCUUGCCAAAAUGCCUCAUGAGGAAAGAGUCUCCUCCCAAGUGCGCCACCUGCUCCAGUCCCUUACGCUGGAGGAGAAAGUGGCCCUCCUGGCGGGCAAGAACAUGUGGGAAACCGUUAACAUCGACCGCCUACACAUCCCCAGCCUGAAGAUGACGGACGGACCAGCCGGUGCCCGGGGCUCCAAGUGGACCUACGGUUCCCUGACCACCUGGAUACCGUGUGGAAUUUCCCUGGCUGCUACCUUUGAUCCAGCGAUGGUAGAGCAAGUCGGAAGGGUGUUGGGGCAGGAGGCGCGCCGAAAGGGCUGCCAGGUACUGUUGGCACCCACCAUGAACCUAUCGCGCUCGCCCCUAGGUGGUCGGAAUUUCGAGAGUUAUGGCGAAGAUCCCUAUCUGGUGGGAGUGAUCGCUACGGCGAUGAUCCGAGGUAUUCAGGCACACGGAGUGGGCGCAUGUAUGAAGCACUUUAUCCUCAACGAUACUGAAACGCGGCGAUUCAACGUUGAUCAAACCAUUGAUGAACGCACUUUACGUGAGGUCUACAUGAAGCCGUUCACGAUGGUUCUCAACGACCCGGCUAGCACGCCUUGGACGGCCAUGGUUAGCUAUCCCAAGAUUAACGGCCUGCACGCCGACAUCAGCCCACACAUUCUACCCCGUCUACUGCGGCAAGAGCUGCAAUUUGACCGUCUGGUCAUGAGCGACUGGGGAGGGCUGAAUAGUACAGCUGACAGCCUGCGCGCCACAACUGACCUCGAGAUGCCGGGUCCAGCCGUCCGCCGCGGAGAACGCUUGCUGGCUGCCAUCCGAGCUGGGGAGGUCGAGGUGGCCGCACUUGUCGACCCGAGUGUCCGCCGCUUCUUGCAGCUCCUGGAGCGCACAGGCCUGCUGGGAAACGCUACUGAGUCCGCCGAACACUCCGAAGAAGCUACGGAUGACCCCAUCUUUCACCGAAUCGCGCGCGAUGCGGCUCAAAGUGGGCUCGUCCUGCUCAAGAAUGACAAGGGAAUCCUGCCUCUCAAGCCGACCACGCUGCAGCGAGUCGCCAUCAUUGGGCCCAACGCUUGUCAACCCACCGCGGGCGGUGCCGGCAGCGCCGCUGUCAACCCUUUCUACGUCUCGACUCCGGAAGCCUGUCUGCGCGAUGCCCUUCAUGCGGCCAACUCAGAGCUGCAGGUCUCCUACGAGCCGGGGAUCCCGAGCAACCUGCGUCCGCCUUUACUGGGAAAGCUCCUGACUGUCCCAGACGGGUCCCGGAAGGGCUGGCAGGUCAGCUUCUUUGAGGGUCAUGCGCUGGAGGGACCAGUGGUAGCGUCCAGUAUUGAUGGUGAUGUCCCGGCCGUUUUGGACGACCGGCCAUACUCCUACCGUGCCACCGGGGUGGUCACUCCGCAAGAGUCGGGUCGCUAUACCUGGAGCCUGGCGAACACCGGGAAAGCCAAGCUAUUCCUUAAUGACGAGUUGUUAAUCGACAACACGGAGUGGACCGGUCUGACGGGCGGAUUUCUGGGCUGCUCCAGCGCAGAUAAGACAGCCAGCGUGUAUCUGGAAGCGGGCCGCGCCUACCAGCUGCGGGUGGACAACGUGGUCACGCUGCCAGUGGUAGAGGCGUUCGACAACACGCUAUUCCCGCGGAUCUCCGGGCUCCGGGUUGGCCUGGCCUUGGAGCAAAAUGAGCCGGAAAUGCUGGCGCAGGCCGUGGCGGCCGCCCGGCAGGCCGAUGUGGCGGUGGUGGUGGUGGGCCACAACAAGGAUUCGGAGGGCGAAGGAGGCGACCGCGCAACGAUGCAGCUUCCCGGUCGCACGGAUGAGCUGGUCGCCGCUGUCUGUGCCGCGAAUCCCAACACCGUCGUGGUCGUGCAGUCGGCCAGCGCCGUGGCCAUGCCGUGGGUCGAUGCUGCCUCGGGGCUGGUGAUGGCCUGGUAUCAGGGGCAGGAAAACGGGCAUGCCCUGGCGGCCGCCCUGCUCGGCGACUGCGACUUCAGCGGUCGACUCCCGAUUACCUUCCCUCGACGGCUCGAAGACCAUGGCUCCAACGCCUGGUUCCCGGGAGAGGCUGCGCAGGACCGCAACACCUUUGGGGAAGGGGUGCGCGUCGGGUAUCGCCAUUUCGAUGCCCAAGGGAUCCCUGCCCUCUGGCCCUUUGGCUUUGGUCUUUCGUAUACGCAGUUUCAGCUGACCAACAUUCGUGUCUGCGGUCGCGUGGAGGGGCGUUCCCCGGAGUCUCAGCCUGUGUUGAUCCAGGCGCGCGUUUGCAAUGUCGGAGGCCGCGACGGGCAAGAGGUGGUCCAGGUAUAUGUAGCGCCGUCAGCCGGGAUCCGGGAGGCUGGGGAGAUGAGCUUCCCCAAGUCUCUGGCGGGCUUCUGUAAAAUUUCUGUACCGGCGGGAGAUUCGCGCGAAGUGUCGAUCCCCAUCUGGGGAUCCGAGUUGAGCUGGUACGAUGCUCAGGUGACGCAGUGGCGAUUGGAUGCGGGCAAGUAUGCCUGCUGGGUUGGUCGAAGUAGCAGCCACAUUGAUGCGGAAUUGGAGAUUGAGCAUCCCUCCCAUUGUAUCUUGUCAUCGUCCAUGGAUCUUACCGCCCCCGUGGCCUGUUUAGGCUGCCGAGAAAAACAUCUCAAAUGCGACGGCAAUCUGGCUGGCUGUGCUCGCUGCCAGUCCUUGGGGCUCACCUGCCGCUUCGUGCCCUCCCGUCGUGGUCGGCUGCAGCUGAUCUCUCUGUAUUAUCUCCACUUUCACCAAGCCCAUCCGUUCCUGGCCCCCAUGCAACUUCUGCUGGAGUCGGAGCCGCCCGCGUUCCUGCUAGACAUUAUAGAGUUUAUCAGCCUUCAUUACUUGUCCCCGCAGCUGUUUCAGGAUAGCAGCGAGUCUCUCGGUCUGGCCGUGCAGGCUGCGGAACUGACCAUCGAAAAGGUGCAGGCCUUGCUGCUCCUCACCAUUGUACAUCACGGGCGACAGCAGGCCCAUGAGGCCCGCUCAUGUCUGGGACAGGCCCUGCAGGGUGCACUGGACCUGGGCUUGCACCGUCGGGAGACCUCGGACGCCAUCCGUGUGGAUGCUCCCUUUCAGGCUGAGAGUCUGCGGCGCACCUGGUGGGAGAUCGUCGUGAUCGAUGUGCUGCUGGCGGCUGUCCAGGUCGAUGGGGUUUUGCAGUUCCACAUGGAAGAAACACCCACCACGCCUCUUCCCGGUGAUCCCAGUCAGUAUCAGGCGAGCGACGUCAUCUCCGACCCCAACCCUUUUCCGUCCACUUUGGCGGAUUUGGAACAAAACGGUCUGUUCUGCGGUGAUGUGGAAUUCUCCCCAGGCGCUUACCGCGUCGAGGCUGCUUUGCUGCUUCGCAAUUGCCUCCGAGCCGGUCAGACGCACGUCAGUGAGGAGGCACUAAACAUAUUGAACGCGGCCAACGUCGCCUGGUUCCAUCGACUGCCACCACGCCGACGGUGCAUGCUUCAACUCAACGGCGUGCAGGAUGAGCUGAUGACACAGGCGAUGAUGUUGAUGCACUGCGCCACCAUCUAUUUGCACUUCCCACGCUCCUGUCUGCUCGCAUUCCUGCCCGUCACAGGCCAGGUCAUGUGCUCAUCCCCGGCCUUGUUUGUCACCACGACCCUGGACCCGCAAGUGCACACCCACAGGGUUAUUGAGGGGUCUGUCAGACUAUCUCAGCUAGCUGCCUUGUCCACCUCUGUCGUUAAUCAUACUCCUUUCUUUGCCUGCACCCUGGUCCUCAGUUCCGUCAUCCAAGUUGCCGCCAUGUUCAGCGAGAGCCUGCAUUCCUCUGGGACGAGCCAGCGACAAUACCUGGCUCUCAACCUUGGUGUUCUCAAGUCCAUGGGACAAACCUGGCCCAUUGCUGCUGCUGCUACGCAACGAGUGCGUCAAGCCAUGAUCGAGGUCCACAACGCGAUCCCACGAGAUGUUAAUGCGUUGCUUGAGGAAGUUAGCCCUCCUGCCUGACAUACAGGCAUACAGUAGGUCAAUAGCUGUUGUUGCCAAGCAUGUAAAAAGCCGUUUGCUUCCAUAUCGAAGGCGGAUGACCCUGUUGUCGCUGUGCGUGCGUCUUACUGCACAUGAUCUGGUGCUC
Messenger RNA from Aspergillus welwitschiae, 4207 nucleotides. Its product is annotated as putative beta-glucosidase precursor. Gene Ontology annotation, molecular function: beta-glucosidase activity; DNA-binding transcription factor activity, RNA polymerase II-specific; zinc ion binding. NCBI's taxonomy places the organism in Eukaryota, Fungi, Ascomycota, Eurotiomycetes, Eurotiales, Aspergillaceae. The transcript is spliced from 4 exons. The coding region runs from base 133 to 4080 and encodes 1315 amino acids. Gene Ontology annotation, biological process: glucan catabolic process; DNA-templated transcription; regulation of DNA-templated transcription. The record is from RefSeq and is a predicted model, not a curated record.